This is a messenger RNA of Mobula hypostoma (lesser devil ray), 909 nucleotides long. It is a transcript of the gene gbx1, whose product is annotated as gastrulation brain homeobox 1. Gene Ontology annotation, cellular component: nucleus. The record is from RefSeq and is a predicted model, not a curated record. The transcript has 2 exons. NCBI's taxonomy places the organism in Eukaryota, Metazoa, Chordata, Chondrichthyes, Myliobatiformes, Myliobatidae. The coding region runs from base 1 to 909 and encodes 302 amino acids. Gene Ontology annotation, biological process: regulation of transcription by RNA polymerase II; regulation of nervous system development. Gene Ontology annotation, molecular function: DNA-binding transcription factor activity, RNA polymerase II-specific; RNA polymerase II transcription regulatory region sequence-specific DNA binding.
AUGCAGCGGCCGAACGGCCCGGGAGCCGCCUUCUCCAUCGACUCGCUGAUCGGCUCCCCGGCGCCGCGCCCCGGGCACCUGCUCUACACCGGCUACCCGAUGCUGAUGCCGUACCGGCCACUGGUGCUGCCGCAGGCAGUCCCGCCCGCCCUGCCGCCGCUCGCACCUCUCGCCUCCUUCGCAAGUCGCCUCAGCAAUUCGUUCUGUGCCGGCCUUGGCCAAGCCGUGCCACCCAUGGUCGCCCUCAGUACCGCACUGCCCAACUUCAGCGACAGCGCCGACAACUUCUACCCUGCGCCCGAGUUACCGGCGUCCCGCAGCCACCCCGAUCCCGCCGGCCGCCGGCACGGUAGCGAAUCCGAGAGCAAAGGGGCCGAACAAUCGUACGGAGAUGGGCUGCAAACUCUGCCAGGGGACGCCCGGGGCUGCAGUUCGGACGAGGAGAAGACGGAUUUAAAGUCUCCAGAGCACGGGAGCAGCGAGCGGGAGGAGGAGAGCUCGGCCGACAGCGAACCCGAGUGCUUGUCGGACACGAGCGCACCUUUCGGCGGCCGGGCGCGCAAGGCGGCGCCGCAGGAGGCUGUGGGCUCGGGCAAGAGCCGGCGGCGGCGGACGGCGUUCACCAGCGAACAGCUUCUGGAGCUGGAGAAGGAAUUUCACUGUAAGAAGUACCUGUCACUGACCGAGCGCUCGCAAAUCGCGCACGCCCUCAAACUCAGCGAGGUGCAGGUGAAGAUCUGGUUCCAGAACCGGCGCGCCAAGUGGAAGCGGAUUAAAGCGGGCAAUGCCAGCAACCGGUCGGGGGAACCGGUGCGGAACCCCAAAAUCGUUGUCCCCAUCCCCGUGCACGUCAACCGCUUUGCCGUCCGGAGUCAUCAGCAGCCGCUCGAGCCCAGCGCCAGACCGUGA